AAUUUAAAAACAAUUAAUUGCAUGAUUAAAAAUUUCCCCACUAACAAGGUGGAAAAAAUACAAGAUUUUAAUUCUAGAACUAUUUUUUUCUUCAACAGCGUUUCUUUUGCGUUUAAACGCUGUAUGGAAAAUCUGGGGAUUUCACAAGGGGUUUAAUAGACUAUUUGAUACUGACUGUGAAACAAUUAUGCGCGGUCCCUGGUGCGUAUAAACCGGCCUCGGUUUUUGCUGUCGUCCCAGUAUGUGUACAUGAUUUAAAGUUAAAAUGAAGACGAACAUUCCUCUCUCCGUGGUUUUUCUUACUGCUGCCGUCUCGUCUACAAAUUACAACACAGUGCAUAAUCUUACAGACACGCUACUGAAUGGCUACAACAAAAUGGUCCGGGGAAGCAAAGACAUGACCGGCAAAACCACCGUGCGUUUCACCUUUCAGAUCGUGAACAUUGUGGAGUUCGAUGAACGAAACGGGAAACUCUCGAUCACCGGGUUUUUCUUUCUGCAGUGGAAUGAUUACAGAAUGACAUGGGACCCCGACCAGUAUAACGCCACUACCUCUGUUAUGUUUGUCACCGAGGACGUUUGGACGCCUAACAUCAUCCUCUCGAGUGCUCACAGCGACUUUCGGGGACUCGGAGUCAAAGAGCUACCCAUCAGAUUUGACAAUACCGGAAAUUCUUACUGGUAUCCAGCGGAUGUUUUCAAGACGGCUUGUACCCCGGAUAUUUACUACUACCCAUACGAUACCCAGAUAUGUGAUAUUUUCUUCAGUUUUUGGGGAUACGGUGUUAACGAGGUGGGCUUUCAGCCUUUCAUUGACGAAGUCAACAGGUACGUGUAUACUGAACACGGGUUAUGGAAUCUAACGGAAUCUUCAGUUGGAGCUAUUGAAGACGCGAGAGCGAACUUAAUUUUCCUCUAUAUCCAACUCAAGUUGACCCGGAUGCCAGAGUUCUACUUGAUCAACAUGAUCCUUCCAGUCAUGACUAUAGGCAUGCUGAACAUUCUCGUCUUCCUUCUCCCCGCGGAGUCGGGCGAGAGGGUCGGGUUCUCCAUUACAGUGCUGCUGGCCAUUGCAGUGUUCCAGACGAUCGCCUCGGAGAAACUUCCGGCGAUCUCCCGACCACAAGUUUCCUUGCUUUGUAUCAAGCUUCUGGUAGACCUGUGUCUAAGCGUUUUAGUGACCACUCUAGCCAUUGUUUCUUUGUAUUUCUAUGACAUGUCCGAUUCCAGGAAAGUGCCCGAUUGUCUUCGCACUAUUUGUAAAGUGAUUUUAUGCAAAAAGUGUGAGAAAGACAAGAAGGAAAAACAAGGGUACCAAGAGGAGGAAACGUACAAGAUUUAUCAAAUAAUCGACGGACAACAAAUUACUGCGUCUAUAUCCAUCAGUGACAAUCAGUCGGCUGACGACGCGGGGUCAAAGUGCAUGGAUAUCACGUGGGUAGAUAUCGGACGCUGCAGCGAUAUCGUUUUUGCAGUUUUCUCAGUUUUAGCCUUCAUCGCAUCAAAUGUUGUGUUUGCUGUUUUAGCCAUGUAGAGAUUAAUGAAAUAUGCAUGUGCUCUUGUCAAAGAUUCCAGAGGAAGAAUUUUAUAUACUGAAUGUCUUAAUUUUAAAGAAAAUUUUACUGCUUUAAAUAGAAAUGACGUGAAUUAUAUGGCGAACCGUACGCGCAUAAUUUACGCGCAUGUAACAAUUCGUUGUGUUCCCCGUUGCCAAGUGUGUUGCUAACGCUGAGGGUAAUAGAACGAUUCCCAACUGCGUUUAAACCAAUCAGAUUUCAGUAUUUAACAUGAAAGUAUAAUAAUAUAUCUUGCUGUAUUUCCUUACAGUAAAACUGUACAGCUCAUGUAUGGCUUACUCUCUAAGUCAGAUUUUAAAAAACACAUAAUAAUUGCCAAGGAACUAAAAUUUGUUGACUGUGUCCUCGUAAAAGUCGCUUUAAAAUUAAUGUUUUGUCUCAGUAAUGGGUAUAUGGACCAUACUACGCUACAAAAGGUACUUGUGUUCACAGCACAGGCGCGUGACACGCCAUCCAUCCGCCCUCUUGCACGUAGAAUCAAACGUAUCUCUGGACCGUGGUGUCCUGAAUUGAACAUUUUUUCAGUGUCUGUGGUUCAAUUAAGAGAUAAAUCGAAUAUUUUACUCAAUAUGGUUAUUUUGCAUGAUUUUGUAAUGAUAAAUUGAACGAUUUUAUGAAAGAACGUCGAGAUUUUGCAAAAUAGAAAAGUCCUUUUAUUAAACUGAAACUUUAAGGGUUCGCUGAGAAGUAUACAUUAUAUAAGAAAUUAAAUUAAACUUGGGUCAUUAAUAAAAAUGUUCAUAAACUUUGUGAUUAUCACAGCUAGCCAAAAAGAGCACUCUCCAAGAUACUGUACAAAGAUAAUAGCAUCAAUAGUUCAAACAUUUCUGAAUCUGUACAAUUCAACAAAAAGUUUAUACAGACAUAUACAGCUUGUGUGCGUUUUCUAUUUUUUUUUUAGGUUUUUGUUUUGCUUCGGAUUUCAUUUAUUUUUGCAAUUGUUCCAUUCUUUUCGUAACACGAAUUGACACGCAAAAGAUGACAGUAAGACUAUUCAUUUGUAUUUGUAUUUGUUCCUUUCUUUCUGUGAACGCGAAUUGACACGCAAAAGAUGACAGCAAGUCUAUUUAGGGUCACUAGACCUCUCAAUUUAAUGAAUAGAGACUAUCACAAGUACUUUUUUGUUUAAGGAUGUUUUAACAAAAGCAUUUUUGUUCAAAUAAAGAAUUGGAAUUGUAAAGUACUUGAAUUUCACAACUCUUCAUCAAACAUUUUAUCAGUACAUUUGAAAGAAUGCUUAGAACUAUUAAGUGUUGUAAUGUAACAUGUAGAUUGCUUUGCUCCUUGAAGCCUCAGUGACUAAAGCUUAUUAAAUUUACAAUAUAAUAUUUUCUGCAAAAUACAAAGCAAAAGAAAAAAAAUAGCAUUUAUGUAGAUUAUUUCACCUUCCCAAGUCAAGUUUAUCUUUAAAAAUGAUUGAUGGAUUAACUUCAAAUGGUUAUGUUAAUAAAAACCA
Molecule: messenger RNA, 3033 nt
Organism: Magallana angulata
Lineage: Eukaryota; Metazoa; Mollusca; Bivalvia; Ostreida; Ostreidae
Product: neuronal acetylcholine receptor subunit non-alpha-2-like
Exons: 1
Coding region: 266-1534 (422 amino acids)
Biological process (GO): monoatomic ion transmembrane transport; chemical synaptic transmission; nervous system process
Cellular component (GO): synapse; neuron projection; membrane
Molecular function (GO): neurotransmitter receptor activity; extracellular ligand-gated monoatomic ion channel activity; transmembrane signaling receptor activity
Source: RefSeq, a predicted model, not a curated record